Aspergillus caelatus is the source of this 879-nucleotide messenger RNA. Its product is annotated as intradiol ring-cleavage dioxygenase. The transcript has 4 exons. Lineage: Eukaryota; Fungi; Ascomycota; Eurotiomycetes; Eurotiales; Aspergillaceae. Bases 1 to 879 code for a protein of 292 amino acids. Gene Ontology annotation, molecular function: catechol 1,2-dioxygenase activity; ferric iron binding. The record is from RefSeq and is a predicted model, not a curated record. Gene Ontology annotation, biological process: catechol-containing compound metabolic process.
AUGGCAACGCACCGCUUUGACCCCAACUUCACCAAAAAUGUCAUCAACGCUAUAGGUCCCAAGACCUCGCCACGUCUGCGUCAGCUAAUGACAGGGCUCAUCAAACAUGUGCACGACUUUGCGCGCGAGAAUGAGCUCACAGUGGACGAGUGGUUGGCGGGCGUGAAGCUGCUCAACUGGGCCGGACAGACGAGCGACGACAGGCGGAAUGAGGGGCAGCUGCUGUGCGAUGUGAUUGGAUUGGAGAGUCUCAUCGACGAAAUUACUUUCACCCGCGCCGGAGAAGCUAAAGAUGCACCAAUUGCUACUGCUAUACUGGGCCCGUUUUUCCGUGCUGACACGCCGUGGCGCCAGAAUGGGGAGGAUAUUGUUAAGACGAAGCCCGCUAAUGGGGAGAUGGUAUUUAUGCAUGGGCAGGUACUGGAUUUCGCGAGUAAGAAGCCGCUCGUUGAGUCGACGGUUGAAGUGUGGCUGGCCUCGACCAAUGGGUUGUACGAGCAGCAAGACCCCAUACAGGAGGAGUUUAACCUACGCGGCAAAUUCAAGACGGGUGAGGAGGGUAGAUAUUCUUUUUAUUGUUUGAGGCCGACGCCCUAUCCUGUCCCUAAUGAUGGACCUGAGGGCAAGCUCCUCGAGCUGAUGGAUCGGCAUCCCUUCCGGCCAGCUCACAUUCACAUCAUUGCCAUGCACAAUGGCUACCGUCCUCUCACCACGCAAAUCUUCGACCGUGAAGAUAAAUACCUGGACAACGACUCCGUCUUCGCGGUCAAGGAUUCUCUCGUGGUAGACUUUGUGCCCCGCAAGGGCGACCCUCAGGCUAGUCUUGAGCUGAACUACGAUAUCAAGCUUGUGAUGUUCGAUGCUGUCAAUGGUGCAUAG